AUGACCCAAGCCAACUCACUGCGGAUCAAACGAGAUCCUUCAACCCCGAUCAAUGAUCGCAGCAGGUUUGUACGCCGCGUAGCACCAACAAGCCUCUCGGUGGCCAACAUCGACCGUCAGCCGGAUCCUCAGCAGACAGAGCAGCAGUAUGACGACCACGACGUCGCUGCUGUGUCAGUAGGCGUGUCCUUAUUGCGUGCGCGGAUGCUGCGUCCAACUCUGCCGAAGAAGCCACCGCUUACGCGCCUUGUGGAGAUCAGCAAUCACUGCAGUGCUGAUGAGAAAUCUCUGACAGUAACAAAGCUGAAGCGACGCGGAGACAAGUACAAGUUCUUUCAGUUCGGCAAGUAUAGAGUCAUCGACAUCUCAGACUCACCACGCGAGCGUACCGAUGAAAAGGCAGAGAUGCUGCAGCAGUUGCAGAGUGUGCAGCUUGGCGAGCGAUCCCUACUGGCGCCGAAUCAGACAUCAGAAGAUGCUGGAAGCGGUUUUGACCUUGGAGACCAUGAGGGAUUUGAUGCAGUCUUCAACGCGAAGCAGGUGCUGGUGCUGGCGCAGGGGCAUAUGGAUGCGAUGGCUUUGCGAUUCUUCGAGACGAGUCGAGGGCAUAGUAGUUCUGAAUGGCUCUCCCGCCAAGAUCGUAAGAUUGAAGGUGCUAUGCGAGCGUAA
Fulvia fulva is the source of this 669-nucleotide messenger RNA. RefSeq lists its product as uncharacterized. Lineage: Eukaryota; Fungi; Ascomycota; Dothideomycetes; Mycosphaerellales; Mycosphaerellaceae. The transcript has 2 exons. The record is from RefSeq and is a predicted model, not a curated record. Bases 1 to 669 code for a protein of 222 amino acids.